AUGUCAUCAUUCAAUCCAUCCAUAACUAAUUUGGGUCAUUCGACGGAUCAAGGCCUGAUCGGAGAACUCAACGAAAUGGAGUUCAACCUCAACUCCGUCCUUUAUAAUCCUACUGUUGGUUCCGGACCGACGCAGACCUCACCAAACGACUCAGACCCCGCUCAUUCCUCUACCACUAACGACGCAUCCAAGGAUUCUUCGCCUCGGGAUAUCGGCAACGUAACUCCCUCAGAACCUCGACAGAAUCCUCGAAGUUGUGUGACCUGCCGCCGCCGGAAGAUACGAUGCAAUAAACUUCAGCCUUGCUCGAACUGCACAAAGGCCAAGGUCGAAUGUGUCUUUCCCAAGCCUGGUAGGGCUCCGAGAAAGUCGAAGAAGGCGACGGAAGCUGACUUGCUUGCGCGACUCAAGACUCUCGAGUCUAUUGUCAGAAAUAUUGGGAAAUCGACGGCGGAGGAGGCGAGUUCCACUGAAGCGAAGAAAGAUGCAAACGUCAACAGUGAAUUGGGUGUCGAUAUUUUUACAAGCCGUUCUCCCAAGGAUAUAGAGUUAGAUUCUGUGGAUGAGGAGAUGGGAAGGCUUGUCAUUAACGAUGACAAGAGUCGAUAUGUCAGUCAUCGUUUCUGGACAAGAUUCGGAGAUGAGAUUGAGGAAUUGAAGGAUAUGAUCGACUGUCCAACGUCGGAAGAAGAAGAUGAUCCCUCCUCCGGAGAUUCUAAAUCUGGGUCGUCACAAUGGACUCGUCACGAUGGAUUUAUAUUCGGCUUUUGGUCCGUAACACACAGCCUACGCGGCUUCCACUUACCACCAGAACGGUUCGAUAUUAUGUGGGAGACAUAUCUUGAGAAUGUGGCCCCAGUCGUGCCCAUCUUCCACCGUCCAACCUUGAAGACUAUGCUACGAAAUGCUGUCUCUAAUCUAGACUCGGUAAAUAAGAAUACCGAAGCACUACUGUUGACAGUAUACUAUACCACCAUAGCAAGUAUGACACCCGAACAGUGUCUAUCUCAACUUGGCGAGGAUCGUGAUGCUGCUCUAAACCGGUUUCGAUUUGCUGUCGAACAAGCUUUAGCUAGAGCAAAUUUGCUAAGCACGCGCAGCUUGGUUCUCCUUCAAAGCCUUGUUCUAUUUCUGAUUUGCGUGCGUCAAAGUGGUGAUCCUCGCUACAUUCUAUCGUUGGCGUCACUCGCUAUUCAGAUAGGUCGGGCAAUCGGUCUCCAUCGUGAUGGAACUGCGUUUGAUCAUGGAUGUGAUCCUGUGAUACAUGAAGCCUCGUAUGACACUCUUCCACCGCUAAAUAUCAACGACGAAGACAUCUCUCCGGAUUCGAAAGAAUUCCCGAAAGAGAGAGUUGGAUGUACAGACAUGACCUUUCUUUUGUUCCGUGGGGAUAUAAAUAUGCUUGCAAGGAGGCUUACCCACGUACCCCCCAGCAAUACUUGCAAAAAAUUCAUUGCGUCGUUUUCUCAGAAAGAGCGCGAGGAAAUGGUGGAAAAUCUCAGCAAACGCCUUGAAGAAAAAUAUGUACGGCAUUGUGACGUCAGCAUUCCCAUUCAAUGGGUCUGUGGAGCACUGUCGCGCCUGGUUGUGGCAAGUUUGCUGCUUAUGAUUCACCAUCCGAUGACAAGGGACGAUGCAGAGGGUUCUGUUCCUGCAGUAGAAACAGAAAAUCGGUUAUUUCUAUCCGCGAUCGAAAUUAUUGAGUUUUCACUUCUCCUGGAGACAAAUUCUAAUACAUCCAAGUGGAGCUGGUUCUUCCGCGCACAUACGCAGUGGCACGCCAUUGCGUACGUCCUGUCUAAUCUAUGCGUACGGCGGGCGUGUCCCGUCGUCGAACGGGCCUGGCGAGCCGUCAACGCAGCUUAUAAGAUGUCGGAAAUGAAAGGCCAGCAAAAGGGCAUGCUUUGGCCUGGGAUUCGCAAGCUCAUGGCUCGCGCUCUGCGCUAUCGAGAAAUGCAGCUGCAGCAACUCACAGCACAGUAUGGGACCGGCGAGCCUUGCUGUAACGGUUUACAGCCGCCCAAUGAUAGUGUGGUGUCGCAGACCCUGACACCAGGCACGUAUAUGUCACAGCAACCACACCCUCCAAGCACGAGCGCUGCUCUCCCAAUGGAGACCGAGCCAAGUUCCAACAUGAAUGCCGAAAGCUAUGAUAUUGGCUCUAUAGACGCAUCGGGAUUAUCCUGGCCGUCCUUACCUCAGGAUAACCUGUAUGGCGCAGAUAUUUCCAGCAUCAACCAUUCCAUCGCCUCUCCGCCGCCAUCUUGGGAUGAAUGGAAUCGAGUUGUGCGCGAAUUCCAACUUGACAUCAGGAACGAUGACCUGGCAACGCUGGGCCAAGUUCCGAUUUGGUUUGAAUGAUUUUAGCCCAUUUUAUGACUCUCAAUUUGAUGACUGUACGGAGUAUUUUUAUUUAUUUAUUAUUUUAUUUUAUUGUGAAGCCUAUUAGUUUAGAGCUGUAUUUGUCCAAUGGAGGAGCUCUCUGCGAUG
Coccidioides immitis RS is the source of this 2490-nucleotide messenger RNA. RefSeq lists its product as uncharacterized. The transcript has 3 exons. Gene Ontology annotation, molecular function: DNA binding; DNA-binding transcription factor activity, RNA polymerase II-specific; zinc ion binding. Gene Ontology annotation, biological process: DNA-templated transcription; regulation of DNA-templated transcription. The coding region runs from base 1 to 2361 and encodes 786 amino acids. NCBI's taxonomy places the organism in Eukaryota, Fungi, Ascomycota, Eurotiomycetes, Onygenales, Onygenaceae. The record is from RefSeq and is a predicted model, not a curated record.